Metarhizium acridum CQMa 102 is the source of this 1812-nucleotide messenger RNA. RefSeq lists its product as uncharacterized. Gene Ontology annotation, biological process: protein insertion into mitochondrial inner membrane from matrix. Gene Ontology annotation, cellular component: mitochondrial inner membrane. Lineage: Eukaryota; Fungi; Ascomycota; Sordariomycetes; Hypocreales; Clavicipitaceae. Gene Ontology annotation, molecular function: membrane insertase activity. The record is from RefSeq and is a predicted model, not a curated record.
AUGACCACCGCAUAUACCUUUUACAAAGAGCAUCGUAAUAUUUAUCAAUUGCAACCUCCAAGUCACUACAUAUUCCUGCCUAACUUUCUUAUCGAUAACGUGCAUACGGAGUACUUUAGCCGACAUCAGCCAGGCCCAGGAACACCCGACAAUUACCCGCCCAAGGUCCCCAAAAAAUCGUCCAACAAACUACGAGCCAAAACGGCCGUGGAAACAUCGCGUGCUAAAAUUCCCCAUACCACCGUCACCACAAUCGCCGCGAUGCUUCCCAGUCGAGCCAUUGCGCGCUCUGCGCCAUCAUUGGGGGCGCGGAGGCAACUCCAGAGUAGAUGGGCCCUCCCCGGUUUUAAGAACCCCUCGAGCGCCCUCUCACAAAGACUUAGGAACGAUCGUCAGUUCGGGACAUCCCCGCGACUCAACUUGUCUAGCUUGACAACGUCACCAUUCCGGAGCCGACAUGUCGCUCCGCCCAUCAUGCUGGGGGGCGUAUCCUCAUCUCGGCAGUUCUCACUCUGGGGCUACGGCAAGAAGAAGACGCCCGAGGAAGAACCCGCGGCCUCAAAGCCCGAGACCACCACAACCACAUCCGAGGCCGUCCGUCCCGUAGACCCAACCCCCGAAAACGACGUCCCCUCGCCGCCCACGGAACCCGCAGUCCCAGCGUCCGAAGUCGACCUCUCCUCAAUUUCCGACAUCGUCAACGGGCAGGACAUUCUCAACAUGUCCGAACAGAUCGGAUACCUGAAAGCCCUGGGCCUAGACUUCGGCACCGGUCCCACGUCUGUCAUGCAAUGGGCCCUCGAGCACGUCCACAUCUACAGCGGCCUCGGAUGGGGGGCUUCCAUCAUGGCCACGGCCGUCCUCCUGCGCUGCAUCAUGUUCUACCCGCAGAUCCGCAGUCUCAAGUUCAACGCCGUCAUGCAGAACCUGCGCAAGGACCCCCGUUCCCAAGAAGCCAUGAAGUUGGUCCAGCAGGGCUUCGCAAACCAGGACAACGAGAUGCGCCAGAAGGGCCAGUAUCUGAACAAGAUGCUCAAGGAGCAGUACGGCGUCAACAACUGGGGCAUGCUGUGGUCCUUUGGCCAGAUCCCGUUCACAUUUGGACUGUUCCGAAUCGUCAGCGGCAUGGCGAAUGUUCCCGUGCCGGCCAUGGAGACCGCCGGGUACCUGUGGUUCACCGACCUGACGGCCACCGACCCAUACUUCAUCCUCCCUGCCGCCGGUACCGCUCUCAUGGUUGGCGCUCUAGCCAUCAAUGCCAAGCACACCCCCGAAUCGCAAAAGAAGAUGCUCAAAACAAUGACCUACGUCUUCGGCGUCGUCGGCUUCAUCGGCACCACAUUCCUCUCCGCCGCCGUCAACCUCAUGACUGUUGCCCUCGGCGCAUCCACCCUCAUCACCGCCAUAGUCCUCAAUAACGCCCUCGUCCGACGAACCGUCGGCCUACCCCCGCACCCUACCGCCUCCUCAUCCACCGCCCCCCGGAAAACCACGUACGAGGCUCCCCGUGCCGCCAACGCCCCCGAACCUGGUCUCCGAGAACGCCUCGAAUCCAGCCUCAACGACAUGAAGAAGGGCAUGUCUGACCAAAUCACAAAUUAUACGGGAACGUAUAGCGGCACCGAUGAGGAAAAGGCUGAGAGGAAGCGAAAGGAGCUGAUGCGCAAGUUGGAGGAUACCCGCAAGCAGCAGGAACGUGAGGAAUUCGAGAAAAAGUACAAGGCGAAGAGAGGCUUUGGGGGAGAAUGUGGUGGCUCCGGCAGGACCCUCGGCCAAAUAGCCCUUUCGCGGACCAUCUAUUCGUAUGACUAA